Ectocarpus sp. CCAP 1310/34 is the source of this 2598-nucleotide messenger RNA. NCBI's taxonomy places the organism in Eukaryota, Phaeophyceae, Ectocarpales, Ectocarpaceae. The record is from the annotation of a GenBank genome assembly.
AUGGGAAGUGGUGCUGCUGUCUUCGGUAGUGCGAGCGUGGGAUACCAAAGCGUGAAGUACACAGCGCCCACGUUCAGCGGAGACGCCAAGACCUUUUCUUCGUGGCUAGAGGUUUUCUUUAUGGCAGCGAACACAGCAAACCUUCUUGAGCCUUUCGAGGAGGGGGGGGCGGAGAUCCCCGUAAACAGUGAGCAGAGCAGAGUCCAACUGUCCAGGGUCCGUGAGGACAACGAGGGGGCUCUCGCGUUGGUGCAGAACCCUUUCAGCUCGGCGAGGAGCAAGCAUAUCGACGUGCGGUUCCACUUCAUCCGCGAGCUCUUCAAGGCGGGCAAGAUCACCGCAGAUUAUGUCUCGACAGAAGAGCAGCACGCCGAUAUGCUGACCAAGGUCCUUGGUGGGAUAAUAGCAGUGAAUGCGACGGCGAUUCGGACAAUAAGGUGCAAUUUGUCCGCAAAGACAAGUGCCGCGGCUGCCACCAGCGGCGACAGCGGCAGCGGCAGCGGCGGCACUGGCAGCGGCAACGGCGGCAGCGGCAACGGCGGCAGCGGCAGCGGCGGCAGCGACGGCAGCGACGGCAGCGGCAGCAGCGGCAGCGGCAGCGGCACAGCCGCACCACCUGUUUCCGGUGCAAGAGCUUCGCCGCGGGUCUCUUCUGCUGGUUCAGCUUCUUCUAGCAGAAGUGCCUCUGCUCGCCAACACAGCGUUGGUUGCAUCAAUUCCGCCCAAACUUCAAAAGCGAUGCCGCCGGAGGUACGAAACGAUCUGAUGGCUUGGUUCCAAGACGCGACAAACGCAUCCAAGAGAAAAGCGCGCGAGAACAGUGAGAAGCGGUCUGCCGACAAACGUGCGAAGCGGGUGGAGGAGAUCGCGAACAACCCUGCUGCGCCGGAGCGAGAGGAGAGCAUCGAGAGAGACCGUGCGGUCGUCAGCCUGGCCAAACGGAGGGGGGCACGGGCCAAGGCCGCCAACGCGGCGGGCAGGAGGUUCACCAGUCGGGGAGCCAUGGCCAAGAGAACCCCCACGAAAGACGCCCAGGUACCAGUUUAUGACCGGAUCAAAAAGUUCUCGGACCAAACCUUCUACAUGGCUGACGCUGGCAAGAUGGCCUGCCGUGCGUGCUUCGGCAAGGUCAUCUCUCUGCACAGUUACCGCGUGAAGGACCGCAUCGACGGGAAGAAGCACCAGAAAAGAGUGGCAAUGAUGCUUGACACGGAGGAAGAGGAUAAAGGGACACUCCGCGCGUUUACCAAGCGCUCCGAGGCCCAAAAGGACAAGCUCACACAGAUCAAGGCGGUAAAAGGUUGUUUGGCGGCCGGUGUUCCGCUAAACGUGCUGGGCAACCGUGUGUUCGGGGCGUUCCUCGCGCACCUCGACGUGGACUUGCCAAGCGCCGGGCAUCUGGCUGAGCACAUACCAUUGAUCCUAGAGGAGGAGCGUGUUCGGCGGUUGGGCAUGCUGAAGAAGAGCAUGAUGGCGGACGACAUUGCCGGUGAGGUCAACCGCAUCGUCACCCAUGAGUACAGCCUCGACCCCAACAAGUGCCGAGCCAUCAUCGGUGACAGCUGCGCGGCAAACCUCUUAGCCAUGGGCGCGCUGGUGAAGUUGUUCAGAUACGCGAUCGUCAUCGGCUGCUUGUCCCACACGUUCAACAACAUCGGCAAGCAGCUUAGCACCCCGGAGUUGGGCACGUUCCUUGGCAAGAUGCAUGCCCUACUCUUGCACAGCGCUGGAGCGAAGGCGCUCUUCAAAGAGAAAGUCCGAGUCCGCGCCCCAUCGACGCCUGGGCACCGGUGGGGCUCUAGAUUCGAUCGGGACUACAUUAUCGCCAUGAACUGGCCUGGAGUGUUGGAGUUCAUCGCCGCCUACAAGAGCGGAGACACGGACAAGAGCAAGGCAGCCAAGUUCAUGAGGGACGAGCUAGUGCGAUUUCGCGACGACAAAACCCCCCAGAGCUUAGUCCUUCAGUUGCAGCUGGCUUUGAUGGUGGACGUCGGCCGUUCCGUGACUUCAGCAACUAUCGUCCUGGAGGGCGACGAGCCAUUGGUUCGUGCGCACAAGACGUACAACAUCGUGGAGCGGUUCCGCAGCAAGCUCGAGGUGGCUGAAGACGGUGUUUUCUCAACGGAUGUCUCCUUGCCUACCGUCGCUGCUUUUGUCGCUAGACUAGUCGGCCAAGGAGACGACCUGGACUACUUGGGCACCCUUCGCCAGUACGCACACGACAGGAUCGGACGCCACUCCCAAGCGAGGGAUGCCAAGGCCUUGGAGAUGUUCAAGGCCGCGAAGCUCACGGACUACGUGUUCAUGAAAGGCAGGAAGUUCACCGAUGACGCCAUUCGCAGCCUCAAGGUGCUCCCGUUCGUCAAGAGCAAAAUGGUCAGGGGUCUUUUAAAGGAGAAGGAAGACUACUGCAUGGCGGCCAGUGACACAGACGCCGAGUACGCCCACAUGGCGUUCUGGAACGACAAUAAGACAAAGCUCCCUACGUGGCACGCCUUGAUGUUGGACGUUGCUCUUUUGUAUCCAUCCUCUGCGUUCAUGGAACGAGUGUUUUCCAUCCUGCGGUGUUGCUUUAAUGAACGACAAGAGAGCGUGUAA